AUGGCCUAUUCGAGAAAAGAAUGGAGCGAUUGUGUCGGAUUUCUGAGAAGAUCGGUUGAGGAUUUCAACUACUACAAUGAUGAGAUCAUGUGGUGUCGAGAAAUGUGCGAGAAGAAAUUCCCGUCAAAUACAAAUGCGAUUGGGAUGGCGUUCACGCAUCUGACCGCACAACGAGCACUUUGUUUAUUCAGAUGUAAACGCGAUCGUCUUACAGAAGAGCGCCCGAGAGAGCCAUAUCGAUAUUUAUCGAUAUGUUAUUGGAAUCUGAAAGACCUCAAAAAUGCCGUGAAAGCCGCGUACACGUAUUUAGUGAGAAAUCCGGAACAUCAAGAAACCAUUGAAAAUUUACAGUUUUACAUGAAACAAGAGGGAUUUGAAGAAGAGAUGCUCGAUGAUUUCCAGAGAAAAGAAUAUGAGAGCCUAUACAUGAGCGGGGUGUCAGCCUAUCAUCAAAACGAUUGGUGGAGUUGCAUUGAUCGAUUGGAGAGAUCAUUCGAAAAGGUAUUGCGAGAAGAGGAAUUGUGUCGAAUGGAUUGUAAAGAUAAAAUUGAUUGGAGUUCGGUCGAGGGGACACUCGAAAUCGAUAUUAUUCAAACAAGCAUGAAAGCAUCGGUUCUCCGUUGUGAAAGUCAAUGUUUCGAGAGAUUAUCCUGGGUUAACGGACACAAAGUUCGGAAUAUCAUCGCUUCACAUUUCGAGUACAUUCACAUUUGUCAAUACAAUUUGAUGCGUGGAACGGAUGCGUGUACUUCUAAGAUUCUCGCAUUGUACAAGAGAUCGGUUUUGGAGAAACGGCUACUCGAAUACAUUGAUAAAGAGUUUCGAGUAUCGAAGGCGAGUCAGUUGGCUCCGGAAAGUUCGAAAGAUCGAGAGAAAUGGAGUGAAGAGAUCGACUCGACAGACUAUUUCCCUUAUGAUAAAGUCGAGAGGUUGUUGACCGAUGGAGAGUGUAAAGUCCUUCGUGCCCCAAUUCGAACGAAAAUCACGGAUCUUCUAUUAGACGAACUAUCGACCCGUCAGAAAUUAACUGAAUGUACUCUUUGUGAGGACCUACUAAUUGGAAAGCCACAAUCCAUCACGGCUUUGCCGGCC
This is a messenger RNA of Mesorhabditis belari, 1092 nucleotides long. Lineage: Eukaryota; Metazoa; Nematoda; Chromadorea; Rhabditida; Rhabditidae. The record is from the annotation of a GenBank genome assembly.